Penicillium griseofulvum is the source of this 3912-nucleotide messenger RNA. RefSeq lists its product as uncharacterized. Lineage: Eukaryota; Fungi; Ascomycota; Eurotiomycetes; Eurotiales; Aspergillaceae. The transcript is spliced from 5 exons. The record is from RefSeq and is a predicted model, not a curated record. Gene Ontology annotation, molecular function: protein serine/threonine kinase activity. Bases 1 to 3912 code for a protein of 1303 amino acids. Gene Ontology annotation, biological process: actomyosin structure organization; peptidyl-threonine phosphorylation. Gene Ontology annotation, cellular component: cytoskeleton; cytoplasm.
AUGAACAGCUCUGAAAAGCCCCGGCCGCUGCUCCAGCGCCCAGAAAGUUCUGGCAUUGAUGUUAUAGAUUUUUCCUUCAGCAAGCCCGCCUCCCACAAGCCCUUGUACUCGCGGAAUCCGGCCAAGCAAGCACAUGUACCCCAUCCUGCAAUUAAUAGUGCCCGACCUUCAAGGGAAACAAUAGGGGAGGAUGCAGGUCGCAGCCAUCAACUAGCCAGGCCAGACACCCCUCUCGGCCUCCGCAGCGUUGGGAAAGAAGGGAUUCCCAAGGUACCAAUCUCCGCGGGACAACCUGUGUUUUCUCAGUCACAAAGACGACCAUCGACGGCAGAUGUCCCCAACAAAGACAGCGGCAGUCGGUCUACACCUGGGGAUCUAGGUAACUCGAGUUUUCAACCAAGGCAGGAGGUCAUCAUUUACAAGCCAGAUAAAUCCACCGGGGCUGAUACCCCCAGAGAGACUAUUGGCACUGCAGGAAGGGCUGUCGAGCCGAGUCAAGGGCGUGUUGUCGAUAACAACAGGACAGGUGAAGUUGAAUUUGCCUUGCCCGAGCCACCCCAGGUACAACCGCCUCACAGAGAGAGACAAGAGAUUCCAGAGAACCCAUGCUCUCGCGUGCCUCUUAAGCCUGUAAACAAGCAGCUUCGGGCGUCUACACGACGUCGUGCGCCCGAGAAGGAAGCAUCCUCCAAGAAGGAACAGGUUCCGCUCGUGGAUGGCAAGAACAUCCAGCUCAGCGAGGAUGACCUAUUUGAACUUCUCAUCACGAAAAUGAAACAGCGAGAGGAAAGCGAGCAAGCGGCUGCAGCUAUUCAACGGCAACUCACGAAUGAGAACAUGAGCUUGAAGGAAGAUAAUCUUAAUUUGCAGGACCGCCUCAAGAAAUGCCAAGGACAACUCGCCAAGUCAUCAUCCGAGUCAAGAUCUCAGCGCGCGCAAAUAGACCAGUGGAAGGCGAGACUUAGCACAUUCAAAGGUGUCCUCAACGAACUUGGCCGUGAAUAUGGUGCAGUCCGGGAGCAAGCCAAAGAAUUGAAAGAAGCAACUAUGUCUCUUGAUAGAGAGAAGCGUGAGAUCCAAUGUAGUUUGGACGAGAUCAAGUUGAAGAUUUCGAACAGUGAAGAAACCAUUCGGGACCAACGCGAGAGAAUUUCAGUUUCCGAGGGAACAGUUGCCAGUUUGAGGGAAGCCUUGGACCAUUCAGAGAAAAGAGGGGAUUUGAUCAAGCAGCAGCUGUCCAACGAGAACAAGCGAAUCGCGACUCUAGAAGCGUAUAUCCAAAAUGAGUCUCAGAGCCAGUCGCGACACUUGGCUCUUGUUAGAGACGGCCAGCGCAGGAUGGCUGAAAAGUUUGACUCGGCCUGCGAGCUGUUCACCACAUCCUGUGCCAAAUCCCAGGAUAAUAUCCUGUCGAAACUGAAUCCUGCGAUUGAACAUUGUCUCACUUCGGUUCAGGGGUUAAAAGAGCAGUGCUCUGCCGAGACUAUGAAUGUCCAAGACUUCGCCAGUUGCGUUCAGGAGGCAGCCUCUCGUUUCAACUCCUUGGCUGGGCAGGUUGAAAGCAACGUUGAUCGAAGCACAGAAAUAAGCAAAAGUUUGUUUCAAGCCCUCCAAGAAGCCCUUCAAGCACUUGAAGCCAACCUCGGUCCGUAUUCGUCGAUUUUCAAACAGCUUGCUAAUAGCGAGAGUUGCUACGGAAAUUUGCAACAACAGCUUCAGGUCAUUGAGCCAAUGCUCGGUAGUCUCGAUGCUUCUAUCAAGGGCGUGGGGAUAACAGAAGCAGACCUUGUGCGCGGGUUAGAAACGUUCGGUCAAAAGCUUUCUGAAGCUCAAAUUCCCGCAGGAAACCCUGUUCUGGAGAUGGAAGUUUCCAAGAAAUUCGCUGAGAAUACGCAGUUGCAGCUUCAGCAGCAAGAAAUAUCGCUUGAGCUUGAGUCUCUCAGGAAGCAACUUGCGAGCAAAUCAUCUGAGAAUCAACAUCUCCAGCAUGCUUUGACUGACGCUGUUACUAAUGAACAAGCAUCCAAGAGUCAAAAUUCCCGGCUGGAAAUUGAGAAGGCCGCCUUGCGGGGCGAGCUUGAAUUGCUCGAGCAAAGAAUGCGAGAAGAGUUGGGCGCCGCAAGCACCAAAUUGCAAGGUCAGAUUAAAGCUAGAUUCGAAGAACAAGUCCAAGGUCUCGAGACAGAAAAGGCGAGACUAGAGAGAGACUUCAGCAACCUCCAGGCACAGCUUGCAAAUGUCCAAAGAUCAUUGACCGAAACCGAAAAGAUAGCCGAGAACGAGCGACUGGAAAAGGCCACCAUGCACCAGGAAUUACAGAAACGAAUUGAGGAGCUGAAUGUUUCUUGCUCAAAAUACAUCACGGAGGCCGAGGCCAUUAAGUCUCAGUCGCAAUUGUUGAAAAGCUCCGAAGCCGCUCUCCACGCCGAAAAGGAGAGGCUUCUUGAACAGCUCGAGCAAGCGAAAAGAAAGACAAUUGAGCUUGAAGCGAACCUGAGGCAGAAUACUGAGUCUGUAACUCUGAAAGAGAAAGCGGUAGAGGAAGCAGAAAAGAGGGCCGAGGUACUUGGGCUGGAGACGGUCGAGAAGACUAAAGAGCUUGCAGCAAUGAAAGAAAACCUCGCCAUGCUUAAAUCACGGUCAUCGGCCUUGGAGAAGGUCGGGGAGGAAGCUGAUGCCGAAAUCAUUUCCCUCCUCCGCCGGGCCCAAGAGGCUGAAAGUUGGCAAGCGACUAUAAGGGAGGGGGUUGCGAAGGUGAUCGUGGUACAUCCCGACGAGCCUUUCGACCAAACAUGGCAGAAACUGGAAGAUAUCAUUCGAUCCUCUCUUGCUCGGCCGCCCAUAACUGAUGAUACGUCUUGCAUCAAGCCUCACGGCACGGAGAAUAUGGGGGCGACGGAAGGCAGCAAUCUUCCACUGGAGCCAAGAGAGAACAGACACGAUAAUCUCUUGAAGGCUAAUGAAUCUAACAGUGAGGCUCGCACGCCUACUAAGAAUAUGCAGACAGAUGAACCUCUUGCACCAAAUACUUUUGGUCCCCCGAAGGCUUUCGAACAUGGUGAUUGCGCUGAGUCUCUGCCAAAAUUCCCUACUGGUCACGGUCAUAUCGUUCCCUUCUCAGCACUCCAUGACAGACUUUCACGGGAAAACAGCCUGUCACUUUUCAAUGACCCAGCUGAGCUCGAAAUGCUCUUUAUGUCAACUCCGGAUCUCCAGGGUGCCGCGAUGCCAGAUGACACCUCCAAGAAAGCUCAACAAGAUCAAAAAGUACCAGCUGAGCCUCUGAAAAUGAGUCGAGAUCCCAAUGAAACUGAUCCGGUUCUCGGGAUGCAGCCUCCCUGCGCCGGUGACAGCACGAUCGAAAGACCCCAGUCGGCUCAUGAAAAUAUCGACAGUUCAUUUGUUAACAGAACUACCAGUGAUGAACAGCCCAACACCAAGCGUAAAGUAGUCAGUUUCGAGGGGACGAGAUUUUUCACCAAAACAGAGGUUGGCAAAGCUAGACGAAUGUCAGACGCAACCGACAACAGCUCUGGAAGAGAGUCCGAAAGCAAGGAAGUAAAAAGAACGCAGAAACGAACCUAUAGCCGUCUUCGCCAGUCUGUGGCACAGGAGGAAACAUCGAUUGAAACAACUACAGAGGUACAGCCUACCAACAAAGGUUUGGUGGAAAACGGUCAACAGGGCUCAGCGGGCAAGACUGAGCACUCUUCACACGCGAACCCAAGGCCGGCGAAGAGAUCUCGAAAUGCAGCUGAUGGCCCGGAACGACGCCUGAGUCCGAAGAGUUUGGCUUCAGGUAGCAGCAGGGGAAACACAGCCGGCCAAGCCAGCAUUACGCGGUGCCGCGGUAAACGCCGCACUCGAGGUAAGAUGCCUGAUGCUUUUCCAAGGCGUGCGGCUAAUGCCUAG